CGGUUUUGAGACAACGGAUCCGCAUUGUCACUAUGCCACGCUGCCUCAUGGCGAAAAAGUGGAAGUGGAAUCAGUGGCAGGCCCGCGUGGACGAUCAGCAGAACGAGCAGAAGCCAGACGUGACGCCACUCGGGGCUGCCCUGCAGGAACAUCACGCUCUACAUCAGACCGCGAAUGCGAUGGAGAAACGGCCGCACAGGCAUGAGCCCGAGGACGAGGAGAUCGACGUGGUCGGGGACGUCGAUAAUCAUCAGGUCGAGCAUCAGCAGACCUGCUGGGGGCCGCACAGUCCCACGGCGGGGGCCACGGCCCCCAGUCCGCCACCCCUCAAUGCCUCCGGCGCCCUUUACUAUCACGGGUCGAUAAAGAUCAGAGGCGAUAAACCGACAGGAAUGUGCGGAAUGUUCAUUCAAGGCUACACGCAUGAGGCGUGGAUCAAUCACGAGGAGCCGCCCAAGUACGCGACGCUGCGCUCCGCGGCGGAGCUAGCGCGUCCGGUAGCACCGUCGCCGCCACCGCCACCGAUCGCGCAGCACGAACUGCCGGUUCCGGUGCUGCAGACCGGGCCCAAUCUGCAACAAGCGCCGCCGCAUCAGCCGACGGUCAUCGCCACGAGCCCGCCAUCAUCGUCAUCGUCAUCGUCAACGUCGUCCUCGUCCGCCGUAGCGUCGCUAUGCCUGCCACCGCGAAAGAGCCUCUCGAUGUCCUUCACCAGCACCGGCACGGCCCUCUCCUUACCGCCGAAGAAGAAGGACAUCUACCGUCCUUACAGCCUGCAACCGAUCUCGGAGAUACGCACGUCCCCCGAGGAGGAUCUGUCGGCCGCGCAAGCUAUUCUAGAUCUUAGCGCGUCGCCCGCCGCGCCCACGCAUUCCGUUUUUAUUCACACCCUGUCGCCACCGCCACCACCGCCGCCACCACCACCGCCACCCGCCGCCGCCGCCGUUACCGCGGCGCCGAGCGUACCCGAAACGCAACAGCAACAAGAGCAACAGCAGGAGCAACAGCAUCAGCAUCAGCAGCAGCAGCAACAACAGCAACAGCUGCAACCGGUGCCGACGGCGGGUAUACAAUCUAUACCGGUUUCCGUGCUCGUGCCGGUGCCCACGUCGCAGACCAAUCAGCUACGCCAACAGGAGCAAACACCACCGCAGCCGCAGUCGCCUGCGACCGCGGAAGCCACCGGCGGCGGAAACUGCAACGUCGGCAGGGACAGUAGCACCAUCACCACCACCACUACCGGCAGCAAGACUGUCGCCUACACCUACGAGGCCUUCUUCGUGUCCGAUGGCCGAUCGAAACGGCGAGGAGGAGGUGGAGGAGGAGGAGGAGGAGGAGGAGGAGGAGGAGGAGGAGGAGGCGGUGGCGGCGGCGGCGGCGGCGGCAAUGCCGCCAUGCCCGACAAGGAGGCGGCCCAACCGGACAGGCCCAAGUUCACGUGCACCGAGUGCGGCAAGCAAUACGCCACGUCGUCGAACCUGUCGCGGCACAAGCAGACCCAUCGCAGCCUCGACUCGCAGUCGGCGAAGAAGUGCAUCCACUGCGGCAAGGCGUACGUCAGCAUGCCCGCCCUGGCGAUGCACGUGCUCACGCAUAAGCUUGCCCACAGUUGCGGCGUCUGCGGCAAGAUGUUCUCGCGACCCUGGCUACUGCAGGGCCACUUGCGCAGCCACACCGGCGAGAAGCCGUACGGCUGCGCCCACUGCGGCAAGGCGUUCGCCGAUCGCUCGAAUCUGCGGGCGCACAUGCAGACGCACUCGGCCGACAAGAACUACGAGUGCUCGAGGUGCCACAAGACCUUCGCCCUCAAGUCUUAUUUAAACAAACACCUGGAGUCGGCGUGCCUGCGUGACGAGGAGAUGCAGCAGCAGCAGCAGCAGCAGCAGCAGUCGCAGCAUGCCGGCAACAAUGCCACGCAACAGAACACCAAUAGAGGCUUGUAGCAGCGCUUCGAGAAGGAGAACAACGACGCCACGAGGAUCGAAGGCUCCAGAGAGAGCUAGCGGUGUGACCUAUAAUCGCCGUUUGAUUGCAAAGAAGCGCGAGGGUAAGAAGAGCGGAGGAGAGGAUAUAAGGUUUGCCGUAGAUUUUAAGUAGAAAAGUGCCAGUAGAGACAGAAAUGAAAGCUAGAAAGGAAGAGAGAGAAAGAGAGAGAGAGAGAGAAAGAACGAGCGAAAGAGAGAGAGAAAGCGAGAGUGAAAAGGAGACGAGUAGAGAGAGAGUACUAGAAGGAAAGAAAGGGAGCAAGAGAGAGGGAGAGCGUGAGUUUAUUAAUAAUGUCUAACAUUAAUAAAAACGUCCAGUAAUGUUAAGUCGUAAAAAAAAAAAAGAAAACACGUCAAACGAUGACGUCCACACUGCAGAGUCUAGUCACUCUAGUCGAUUAUAUACUUAUUACAUUAUAUGAUAUAUUAUUAUAUUAUAUUAUUAUAUAUAUAUAGUAUAUAUAUAUUUACUAGCGCGUACGAUUCUAGUCCGCGAAGCUCGUUACGAAAACAUUAUUUAUUAAUACUUAGCUGCCUAAAUUUAAAAAUGAAACGGGGAGUGAAGCAAGAGAUCCAGGAUUCGCCAGACCGAUGAUAUGGAUCCACCAAUCGCGGUUCACGAGCCGCGCUCGUCGAAUCCCGAUCACGGCGCGGCCUCGAUCCUCCAUCAUUUCGCGAUCGACGAUCGAGGCCGACGCACCGUAAAUCAUCGUGAUACAUCGUGAAACGCGCAGGUGUGAUCGACGACCGCAAUACGCGAUCAAUUGUCAAAGCGCUACAUUCUAUUCGGACGAUUGCAAACGAAGGAAAAAAAAAAUCACUAUUUCCCGGAACUAAAUAAACGAGCCGUUUUUAGAGAACGGCAGAAAAACUACGGAAUCGAUCGAGGAACUAUCUGUUGCAGUUCGUCAAUACUUUAAGUGUCGUCGAUUUCAAAGCGACCAUUACUCUUGGGACAAGCUAAGUAUUUCCGAGUAUCAGCUAAGUGGUUCCAAUAAUUGCGCCACGGUUGAUAUAACAAUGUUAAUGCGGUUGUUUGAAGGUACUUGCGCUAAAAAUUGCCGAGAGUAAAAGGGGGUUAACAGCCGUUCGCAGUAGACGUUCCUCUUAAUAUUUCAUAUUGGGUUUGAGCCAUUGGGAUGGAGAAACGAUGAAAACCUAUAGCUAAUCGAUAAAGUGCGGUAACCAACGGCUGCACGCGGCCCGCGUUAUCCCCGAUAAAACGCGAAAACGGGUAUGUUUCAAGAGAUUCUGAAAAAUAUAAUACGCGCCUUCACGGAAACCGUUGUUCCCUCCUCAUUUUUCAAUGUCGCGGGCCAAAUCGUCGACCCACACCUGCGUAUUUCGCACGAUUAUGCGAUUUACGCGCCACGUGUAACCGGUAGCACGCGUCGGGGCUCUCGGUCACGAAACGAGCGACUAAAUAUCGUGACGUCGAAUCGGCGGCGAAAGAAAGGAGAAUCGACGGCGCGAAAUGUCGCUGCGGGAAGGGGAGGGGGGUAGUCGCUCGCGCAAAUCGACCGGUUGCGAUCGCGGGCGCGCAAACGUAAACGGAGACUCAUACACCAUUACGUACUUAGAGCAAAAUUCGAGUAAUAGAUGCGUAACAUUGUUAUACACAUAUUUUAUAGAAGCAAUAUAAGGAAAAAAAAAAUGACGACACGUACGGUCAAAGCAAUGUUUCGACACAACGAAUUAUAUAAUUAUACAUAUAGAGGCGGACACAUCGAAGUUUAACAAAGUCUCGAGCAAGAACCGACGAUAUGCUUAGGCAUGAUGGAGAACGAUCGCCCAAUCCACACCCCUUGGUCUAGCUUUUGUUUUAAAGGUCGCUAUAGAGGAUCUUGAAAACGUCAAAUCAGUAUUGAUUUUUUAAAAUAGUAAUAAUUUAUUUUAAACAUUAAAAAAAAUCUCAUUCGAUGAUACUUUUUAAAGCUAUAUUUUACUGUGUAUUUAUGGAUCUCCGUAUUAUUUACAAUAAUAAUACGGAUUGCUCCUAUUGAUAUCAACUGAUAAUAUCACAUAAACCAAAUUAAUAAAUUUUAUUCAGCGCAUUCUACUAAUUGCAUAGGUCAUGUCGCAUUGAGUAUUUAAUCACGUUUACGAAAAAAGCAUUAAUCACGUUUGCGUGAUGAAUAUAUACAGCAGAUGCUGGUCUACAUAUUGAAUUAUGUUAUCGGAAUAAAUUUGUUGUUUACAUCCAUAAUUCAGUCAACGUAUUGUGUUAUGCCACAAUUGUGAAACCGUAUGAAAGACAAUUAUUAAUUUAUCCAUGACAAUUAAUUGAUUUUUCUACACAUUCAAAAUGGGGGAUGAAAUUAAUAGUGUAUCGCGAAAUGAAAAUAAUUUUAUAUGGUUUUUUCCAACGAACAAGAAUAAAAUCGCAAUAAACGCGAUCGGAGGGGUGUGGACUACACGCUUCACGUCGCCCAGUGGAAAAAAAAAUAAUGAAACUAAUAAUAACAAUUAUUACGGCCGAUGCGGGUGAUCUGCCCGAUCAUUCUAUUUUUUUUUUUGCAACGAUCACAUUGUGGAAGAGCAACAAUGUAUUUUGCAUGUAUAAUAAAAAGAACCUCGCCGCCAAAAGUUGCAGGGAGAACAGAAGGAACAAUAUUUUUCGCAUAGCUCGUUCCGGACCGGAUCGAGUCUCAUUAGAAUCGGCCGACAAUGCUUGACGCGCAAUGGAGCUUCGUUCGAUUCCUUUUUUUUUUCCUGUUUUUAAUUUUAUCUCGCGCGGCACUAGCCACUUAAUAAAUACGCCAUGCUGCUAUUAACGCAUAUGUAGGCAUAUAAAUAUACGGCUGUAGAGCAAUAAACGAUUAAGCAAUACUAAUUCAUUCGCGUAGCAUACAACGAAAAUCCGCAAUAAUGCGCAUUGUUCGCCCGACUUACGUAAGUCUCAUCAUUUUCCUUUGGCUGUUUCGUUCAUACGUUUUUGCGUUCGUCAUCGCUUUAUUGUAUCAUUCGUUUGUGUCGUUCAUUCUUCGUUCUGCGCUUAUUUCUUUGUAUAUAGUAGAAAAUAUUGUUGCUUUCUUACGAUUCUAUAGUCAUGGUGUCAUAAUUAUUUGUUCCUGUAUUUAAUUAUCGACAGGUUGUCGAGAUAUUGAAAAGCAUGUAAAAUAAUAGAUAUUACAUUGCGCAAUGUUACACACGGGAACUUAUCAAUUUUAGACUAUUUUUAUGAACUGUCGCAGAUUUUCAUCUUGAAGCCAUUCUGUCCUUGUGUUCCGCAUGUGUCAUACAUUAAUCUCUUGACAACCUCGUCGUAUAUUAUUGUCAUUAUAAUAUUAAUAUUAUUAUUGUAUUUAUUAUUUAUUAUUUAUUAUUAUUGGAUUAGCAUAUUUGUAUUAUUAUUAUUACUAUUAUUAUUAUUAUUAUUAUUAUUAUUAUUAUUAUGCUAGUACAACGAUUCGAUACAACGAUUGAUAUUCAUGUGUUACAAGUAUAAAAACAUGUGCAAUUUUCAUUCUGAUUUGUAAACAAGAAAAUGCCGCCAUUUCGUGCGACAAGCUACUUUAUUUAAGAUAGUCCCGCGGGUAUAGUUAUUAGUCGAUACUUAAACUUCCGGAUCGUGGUAAUAUAUAUGCAUAAUAUACAUUUAUAUAUUAUACGUACACGUAAACAGAACGUCCUCACUGGAAGGCAAAGGUAAAUCCUAAAGCAAUUCUCGACAUUUUAUUAAAAAAGAAAAAAAGUACAGACCAAUUGUAACAAUGAAAAAGUUGCCACUCUAUUUUACAGAAAUUGCUCAUUUUGUCCAUCUUUGUUUUUUAUCUUUGUUUUUCUAUUCCAAAACACUUUUUCUAUAAAUUGGAUUACGUUUUCCAACGGGACAGCUACUAUUUCGAACCGACAAAGAAAGCACGAAUAACAAUCAUGUCAUCAACAAAAAUUCCUCCAUUUUUGCUAAUUAUUUACUGUUUAGUCAAAUUCUAAAUGUCAAUUUAUAGUCACGCAAUACAAUCAAUAUUUAGCGAUCAAAAAUUCGAAUGAUUCGAAAUAAUAAAUUGCAUAUACGCCUUGUUUUUUUUUUUUUUAAGGAUCAUAUUGCUUUCGAUUUUACCGCCGGUCGUGGGACAUCCUGUAUAUAGUCACAACUCAUAGUUCAAGCGUGUAUAAGAGAGAGUGCUCGUCGAACAUAAAUGCCAUUAAAUGGAAAAAAACAAACCGGAGCUUUAAAAGGGAGCUACGAUCGAAAGGGAGCAUAUCCACUUGUUUUCUCACGAUUUGUAGUCGCGCGUAGAAAUUGAACAGCUGUAAAGCGCCGAUUAGCGAGAAGAACGGUCGGUGACUAUAGUCAUAAUUAGCGGACGGCGAGGGUUCGUUGUGGGAAUUGCGUCGGUUCGUUAAACGGUUACCUAGUCAAUUUCUUUCUUAAUUUUUAACGCGAAUUGUUACUCGAGAGAGAGAGACACAAAGGUGAAAAAAAAAAGAGUCGCACCCGCUGCGGAAAAUUUGUUCCCGAUAAUUUAUUUUUUUAAGCCCGUUUAAGCAUAGUGAUUACGACUAUACUAAAACGAAAUCUUGUAGAAAGAGAGAGAGAGAGAGACGAAUUAAAGAAUCUAUUAAAAUUACAAAUAUCUUCCCUUCUCGCCCUUUUCAAAUAGGAACAAUGCGAUGUAACGAGCGCUGCAUAACUUAAAGUUAAUUAUAAGGAGAAGGGACGCAAAAAAGUUUUCCUGUGAUCAAUCUCAUUAAUGAUCUCUGCUAAAGAUAAAGAUUUCAUAAAAUUCUACUGAAUUCUGCGUGACGAUAUGCAUUAUCAGCUUGGCAACGUUAUUACAUCUAUGCGGUCCUUGCUGCAAAAAUGUAUGGAUUGUAUACCUCAUUUUAAUUUGAAACGCCGGAUCUUUCUAUCGUCACGGUCUUAACAUUCUCAAUUUUUGUACGAUUUAACGUUUCGAGACGACCAUUCCGUACUUUCAAAAUACCAUUCCGUACUUCUCUCGCUUUUCUUUCGCGGAAUAUGUCAUUGCCUUAAAUGCUAACAGAGCGGCUACUCCUAUAGCGAAUUUCUCAAGCCUCGCCGAUAGUUAGAGUCGAGGGAACCGUCUCGAUUCAAGCUCAACCCUGUUAUCGUGAAAUCGAUGUUAUUUAGAGGUGCUCAAAGAAGUGUGUACAAAAAACAUAAGAGAAACAGAAUAUAGAUAAACGACAUUAAAUUUGAUGGUAUAUUUAUUGAUAACGAGAGGCGUAUGUGCGGCAAAUAUACUUAGCAAAUAUACUUAAAAAGCUCUAUCGGGCGUAGAAAUGGAAAAUAAAUGCGUUUCUUAGCCGAUGCUCUUGUGUAAAUAAUCCCUCUAUCUUACUCUUACACACUCUUUAAUCGCGGGAUUAUAGUGAUACAUAAGCUUCUAUAUUGCUAUACUGUACUAUAUCAACAUAUAUGCAAUUGGUCGAGGGAGAAGGGGUGCUUUCGUAAAAACUCACUAUUGACACGCGCGAAUGUGUGAUUAUUUUUCAUUUUCGUGAAAAAAAGAAAAAAUCUCCAUGACUUCAGUUUAAUCGGUUUCGGAAGGGUUUUGUUAUACUUAAAAAGUUUUGCACUCAAAAACGUAAUGCACCGCAUUACAGACGUUACGUAACGCGAGACCACCACUCAAAGUCACAUUUUUUUAUAAUACAUUAUGCAUUAACGAAUAUUUAAUAAAAUGCACUAAGCAGCCCGCGCGCCGAGCAACCCCUAAUGUCGCCUAUGGUAAUUAGGGCGUCGUUGUAGCACGUGGCAACGUGGCGAGAUAUAAAAGCGAGCGCAGGGCCCUUCCCCCUCGUCCAAAACGAAACUUGAAUCCUCCUCUUUCGUACUUCCCGCUUCGAUCUAAAAAAAAAAAAGAAAGAAAGAAAGAGAACUUGGCUCCUAAAGAAAGCCUUCUCAUGGCGUGCUCGAGAAGUCGAGGUCAGAAUCAACGUCGAAAUGUACUCUCUUCGUGGCACACAGAACAUAAAACAACUUCUCUACCAACAAAACUACAGACGCGCGCGAUACACUCGUGCGACCGACGCGAGAUUCCUUUACGCACGCACACCCAUGCCACACGCAAGCGUACACACACACACACACAUACACAUACACACACGUGCAUACAUGCACAUGCGGCAGUCCUCUCUUGACUACUACAGGUCCUUCUACUCUCCCAUCUCGAGUGUCCUUGCACCUCCAGUGGUUUUAAGGUCAGACGGCCGGGAAAUUCCGGUCGAGUCGUCAUACGCCCUAAUUGGCAAGCUCGCCGCCGUGAAAAUGGCCACGCUCCCCCCUCCUCCCCCCCUUCUCCCUUCCGCUUUAUGCGGAAAAGUUUAUACGUCUCUCUCGCGCCAUCGUUCUCCUGCAGCGAUUUUCCCUUCCGUUUCGUCGCGCGAUUUAUCGAACUCGAGCCUUUAAUUACGUUGCAUUUUCCAAACUCCCAGCGGGAUAUAUAUAUAUAUAUUUUUUUUUAUCAAACUGAUAUCAAACCGCCGUUUAAUUUCGCCGUAAUAUGAAUUAAAGCGAGUCCCCCGCCGGUCGCCUAUAUAAAACCCAACAUUGUUUUAAUCCACAUCGGGCGAAUUCGCGCCUGUGUCAUUUUGUUUUAAUCUACGUUUGAUUUAACUUUAAUUUAGCCCGCGCGCAGGUCGACCGUCAUUUCGCUCCAAUUUACCUUUGAUUUAAUUGCAAUAUCCGGCCGCGCCGCGCCGUGCGCCUGCGACCCGUCGUUUUAUUUCAAUUUAUCUUUGAUUUAAUUGCGAUUUCCGUCCACGCCGUAUGCGUUAUUUUGUUUCAGCUCGCGAGCCGCCGCCGCGUAUCUGCAUUCGAACGCGCGUUUUCGAAAUCCUCAUUAACCAUAAUAAGCGCGCUUCCAAUGAAAUGCAAAAAAUCAAAUUUGUCGGGCAGAUAAAUUCCCGUUCGAAAGUUGGCGGAAUUAUGCUUACCAAUAACUGGUUGACAAGUCGGAUUAAAAUUAACGCUGUGUCCCGGGAAAGAAUAAAGCGCGAAUAACAAUCGAGUGACGUCAAACUAUCGGAAAGGGCGUAACGUUUUUUUUUUUUUUUUUUUUAAAUAAAAAAGCAAAUCUAAUUCGCGCGUCAAUUCGAUCUCUCCGCGUUCGUUGCGAUCGCAUCACCGCUGAUUGACGCGCGUUCGAGCGCUAUCUGCGCUAAUUGAGCGUAAUUUUCAGAGGACACGCGACACGCGGACGAACAUACACGGAAACGUGGGAGCGGCCUGUUCCGCGUCGACCGGGAAAACGGCGGAUAUCGCGCGAUACGCUAAACGGCGAGAGCAAUCUACUUGUCGCGCUCGUCGGUGACAGAUCGAAUCGGCGCGCUGGUAAAUCGAUAACUCUCGCACGUCGCGUGUGCGCGAACUGCGGGGAAAAACUUUACGAGGGUACGGGGAUUAAAGAGAUGAAAAUUGAAAAAUCUUUCUUUUUCUCCAUUUCGCGCGACGCGGUCCCGAUUAAUCGUCCGCGGACAUUUGGCGCGAGACUUUUCAGGGCGGCGAGAAUUUCCCAUCCGGCUUUUCCCUAGGCCUACCCUCUCGGACAUUCUUCUGAUGGAUCCUCCCACGGUGCAACGAAACGAUUCUCCUCUCAGAGAUAAGGUACACUGUGUUAGACACAGUUCAGAUAAACGCGCGACGCACUUUUGUAAUCCUUCCAACGAGGGCCUUGACAAAUUUUUUAACCGUUCGUUUUAGCUGCCUUAGGCAUAGGCGAGAGGAAGAGCAUAAAAAGGGGGCAAUUGAAAAAAAACAAAAAGAGCAACCGUUCAAGGAGAGAUAAACGUAGGGGGCAACGGUCCUUGGAUCCGAAAUUACAUUGCUGCUCUCUGUACUCUCAAUCGCGAUUGACCAGCGUGGCCGGUUUUUACGGCACCGUAGAUCGGUCGAAAGUCCAAAUGAGGCUAAUUGGGCCGUUGUCGGCCGAGCUAAACGAGAAAACAAAAAUUCCGUUGAUUACGGAACGUUUCAGAGUCGGUUGCACCGACGUUAACUAUGAUUGAGUGAAUGUACCGGUUCACCAUUUAUAUAUCACAGUAAGAUCUGCGAUCUCAAAGAGAAGAUAACGUCUACUGGAGAUUAAUGGAAACGAUGUUUAAACCGCGGAACGCCGAGCGUAUUUGUCGAAUUUUGUCGAAAAAAUGUACCAAGCAGAGAACGUGUUCCUCAAAGGAGGAAUCUAAUAUUUCAUAAUACGAAUACACAGAGCACAAAUAUUCUAGUUACGGUGACCAAAUUACAAACUAAAGUAAGCAGAUCUGACCUAAAGUUCCCGUCAGAUUUAUAGUGUAUAUCUCAAAAUCUUUCUCCGUUCACUUCGAACAUAUAUGAUUAUGAAGUGCGAGUCGAGCGCGCGUUAUAAAGUAACUGCAUCUCAAGAUCGUUAAUUAUGUUCUGUAACCAAAGUGUUGUAGGGUAAUGGCGUUAAUCACUUCGCGGUCGUCUGCAGGAAUUGCCGCUGGAAGUUAGCUGGAAUAUGUCAUAUUGGGGCGCUAAUGCACGUUACGUAAUUUACAUUGCAAUAUCGCUAUCAUCUAUCAGUGUCGUCAUAACACGAUUAUUAUUUACGAUAAUAUUUCGCUGGGUCGCAUGCACGCGGAGAGCCGGAUAUAGAUCCCUGACAAUAUCGAAAGCGGUGAAUGGAUCUGGAGUUCAGUAAUAGCGAGAAAAUGCAUGACUUAACACUGAGGUCCAAUUUAAUCCGUAACGUAAGUGUACACUAAUAUGACAUUUUCUCGAUUAUUAUUCCGGUGGUGUAUUGUUAAAAUUAAUAUUGCAGCAUCGCGCGGUAUUUCGAGAGAAGCCAUCAUCAGUUUAUACGCGAAUAGUCCUACAGCCUUUGGUACCGACGUAACAAUAAUUCGAUGCAACGUAUGCCAAUAAUGCUCAGCAAUAAAACGAUACUGUCGGGGAGUAUCGUAAGCAUCCCAGCAGGCAAAUUGAAUUCGCGUUGUACAUCCCCCCCGCCCCCCCCCCCAGUUUUCCCGGAUAUAUCCUAGAUACUCCUUUCCGUCGAUAAUAAAAUGCGCUUAACAGCACGCGACACUUAGAGAUCCAUGUGUUCAAACCCUAGUUCUUAGCGUUAAGUAUAACACGGCCAAGUACACAGCCAAUCGGCUUUUCCUAGCAAGUCAAAAACUGGCAGACGCGUAACAAACGAGUUGUCAUCUCUAUUGAAUCCUGGAGAUGUUAAAAUUUUAGAGGAAGAAACCAAAUGAGAAGCUUUAAUUUACCAUUUCUAUACCGCCAAGCAUAUUGAAAGCGCGCGGCUAAAAAGAACGAAAAGCAAAAAACCGUGACGGCGAAUAUCCUGUGAAUAUCCUACGUGAGUGUGUAUGUGUAUGUGCGAAUUAAAUUAUCACUUUCUCGAGUCAGAUCCGGAAGCUCAAGAGUUGACGAGAAACGAGAAAAACUGGCUUACUUUAUUAUUUAGCAUCGCCGAUUGAUCUUCAACGCGCAAAGUCACCGCGAGAGAGAAAGAUAUAUAUAUAUAUAUAUAUAAAAUUCCCGACGAAGCGUCGGAACCGACGGAUAUCGCGCAGCUCAAUAAUAAAUUCCGAGUAGAAAACGCCGGCGACGUAUCUCAUUUAUAAGUACAAGGAGAAAUUACGUCGGAUUACAAAUGUCUAUCGCGGCGGUGAACCGUUACCUCAUAUAUACGAUACCAUUCACCUCGAAUGGAAUUAUUCGCGUCACGAAUUGUGCAAACUUCCUCGCGCUGAUUACACGCUCGUUAUGACAUCCCCGCUGCACUUCCGGCCCGCGCAGUUUGCGUAUUGCGGCGAUGCAGGAAUCGCGAUUUGACUUGUGAGAGUAGAGAGAUCGGAAAAGUGACUUGAUUUUCGCGCGGGGAGAAAGCGAGCGAGCGUCUCGCGGAAAAAGUCGAAAGUCGCGGCGCCGAUGUAAUUAAAACAAAAAAAAAAAAAACAAAAAAACCAGUCGUCCACCGAUUGAUCCACCGGACCGAACACAAGGCGAGGGACAUUUUAUCGUGCCGGAUCGUAACGAGGAUGCGUUGCAACUGACGCCCGUUUGCAUUGUACACCGUAAGCAUCGCGAUACUUACGUGUAUACAUGCGGAUACUCUCACACACGUACCACACUCGAAUCUACAACACAAUUGCAAUUACGUACACGCGUACACACAUAUAUACAUAUAUAUUAAGACGACUCGACUGUAAAAGUAAUAUAUCGUUGAAUAACGUUAAUAUCAUCACAUCAAUUAGCAUUGGUUUCCAGUCACGUCCCGCCAUUUUCUUUCUGCCACCGUAUAAUAUAAAAAUAUGUAUAUAAAUAUAUAAAUAAAAAAAUAUAUAUAUAUAUAGGCGAUACACACAACGUCACGAGUACUAGGAAGUAGCGGUAUAAAGGACUAUUUAAACGAAAUCAGCACUUAAAGCAUAAUGUAUAAGCAGCAAAAUGAAGUAAACUAUUAUAAAUAAUGUUAUACUGGCUAGAGCUGGGUCCCCAGUCGGGCCAAUAUUCGAUAAAUAUCGGCGUGAAGGUCUCGAAUUCACUUUUUCUUUCUUCGAUUAUUUCCGACAUGUGCGAUACGUGCAUCUCGAUCAAACGGUCGGCUUCCGGUUCUAUACGUUCUUCCUUCAUUUUGUCGCUAAACGUGCCGCGAAUAUCAACUCCUCGUCCGUGUCGAUGUCUUUCCGAGUUUCAUUUGUUGAUUAUACGUGCGAUCGCUUAUAACUACACGGUACUGCAAGUAACAUGUGCAUGUAAAAAUAUCAAAUUUCUCUCACAGAUGUUUUCACAUUUCAAACUCCUUUUUCCAUCAUUUUAAUGUUUACUAAAUGUUUACUUAUUAUAAGUUCACAAUGAUGAUUAUGUUACAGAAAUUCGCGGUUAAUCUUAAUUAAACUUAUUUAUUUGAUUUAGAUAAAAGUUCUUUUUCCCUCUUUUUAUAUUUAAUUUUAUUUGCUAAGAUGACAAAAGCAUAUUAAAAAUAUCAAGAAUUCAUCUAUGAUAACGGUUGACGUUGUGCAUGAAUAAUGCAUCGACGUUAAAAAGAUAUCGUGAUAUUCAACGUUAAGAGAAACAGAACUAUUUUAGAUGCUAGUAGCAUGGAUGGAAUAUCGUUGUUCCCUCGAUGUUGAUUGGUAUCGACAAGUAAAUUUACAUGCUAUAUAUUGACUUUACAUAUAUCGUAUUAAAAUCGUAAUAUUUAAUAAAGAUGAUACACUUAAUUAAAAAAUCCAAAGUUAAUCUAAUAUUUAUCUCAUCAUUUCGAAUUUGAUUUUUUAGUUUUCAAAAAAUGUUUUGCAUGGAAAAAAGAAUUCGCUAUUGGAAAUGUUAACGAGUUAAAUUGUGUUUUUUUGCCAUACGUAAGAUUUAUCGAUUAAUACCGUGCGAAAAAAAGUUUCAGAAACUGGGAAAGGCGCCGCACGAACAUGGAAAGCAAUUGAUCCGUAAAUAUUAUACGAGCUUCUGUCGAAACGUAUACAAGACUUACGAUAAAACACAUGGAAAACGGAAACAUCUUUUAUGGUGGAUUUAAGGUCCAAAAGUGCGUUCGUAAAAUCCAGUCAAGCACUUCGUACCGAAGGAAACUUUAAGUAGAUAAUGGACGCUUAAGCCGGCCGAAGUUUCAAUGCCGGAAACCGUAAAGUAUUUACGGGAAGUUUUUGGAGUUAUUUAUUUUCUCUAAAAAAAAAAAAAAAAGAAGCGGCAUCUCUUCCCUAUCGUUCCCGAACGAUCUGAUUAUUUUAAUUACGUAACUUUAACGCGAACGUGUACUACGUGUAGUUUCCAACACAGACGCACCAACGAACACCAAAUGAAUUUUUUAUCGAGAGAGGAGUUUUAUUUAACUUAGUGAUGAACAAUAGAAAACCGAGCAAUUCGCGUCUUAACCCGAGAGCAAUAACGAAAUUAAUGCGGAGGAAAUUAAUUAGUGUCGAAUAGGGGCGGAUACACACCUCGCGCGUCGGGGGUAUACGCGACCAUAUACUUGUUGAUCGCGGGUGUAGUGUCGGGUCAAUAAUAAUAAUAAAUAUUUGAUAAUGUCUCGGCUGUUUUCGAAUUCCUCCCCCGAUGAAUCAUGCCGAUGAGAAACGCAGAACACCCUUUUUGAUACUUCAAAACGCGCGAGCAAUUGAGAAAUUUAUGCAUUUCGUCUCAUAUCUAGUCGAGCGAUCGGUUAACGGUCGCGCUCGAGUCAGGGCAAAGCAAUACUCAAUCUAGCAUAAUUUUACGUGUAAUGUCCAAGCCAAUGUACAAACGUUUGAGCCAACCCAAGCGCAGAAUUUCGAUGUUCCCCUAUUUACUUUCGCGUUGUGCUCGUGAUUCAUUAUUAAUUCGACGGCGCUAAGAAAAAGGAGAGGGAUAAAGGAGAAUAGCUGGAAAAUUGUCAAUAUAUACAAAUAUAUACGUAGUCAAUAUAUACAAAUUUAUUAGAACUAACAGAACGAUAUAACAGGUAAAAGAAAAAAUCAAUUUUUAAAUUUUAUUUGAUUUUCCAAAUCUCGUAAACUGUAAGUUAUCGGAAGAAGACGAUUCGCUAGUAUGUCUAAUAAUAUUCGCAAUUUAUCUGGUAUACAGCAAAUAAAGCGGAUAUAGAAUUUCUGAAAAAUGUGAAUUUCAAUAUAAAUCGCACGACGAAAUAAUUCGAGAAAUGCGACGCGCCGUGGAAUUGUCGUGUAAUCACAGAGCGCACAAAUUUUUCAUUGUUUUUUGCGUUACGCGAGGAACGUGACGAAUGCGACCGGAGGAAUCGAGUUCGAGAGAGGGAAAGGGGGAGAAACAACAACAAAAAAAAAAAUCGCUCAAGAGUGAAAAUGAGUCAAUAACGAUGAAAACUGAGUCAAUAAAACCUUUCAAGGAUGAAACCGAGUCAAUAAAAUCUUAAUAGGCGACGUAAUCGAUUAUAAUAGUGAUAUUAAGUACAAAGACGAGCGAGAGCAAGAACGAUUCGCGCAAACGGACUACGCAAGUGGCUGCCGAUCCCUCUCUCGCGGUGAUCCGCCCGAUCGAUUCCGCGCACGUUCCGACGUUGCAAGGCAGAGAGAAAGAGAGAAAGAGAGAGAGAGAGAGAGAGAGAGAGAGAAAUAGAUAAAUUUAAAAAAAAAAAAAAAGAAACGCGCGCGUUCACUCUCGCGCCGCACUUUCGGGAUGCCUUAAGCGAAAGCCGAAAAAUCUAGACUCGGUUUCGAAAAACUGUGUCUGUGGGACUUGUCGGGGCGUUAAUAAUGUUGUACAGUUAGAUGGUGUUUAGUAAGAGGCCGGUUCCUUGGAAAUUGUGAGGUGAUCACUUUUCGUACUUCGUGUCGUGGAAAUGUCUUCUACACCUGUCGUCGUUUACUGUGCUGUCCACUUUGUCUGUUAAGAAACACCAUACACGCGUGUCUUUCGUGUGCGUGCGUCACGUCUGUGUCUCCGCGUGUGUGUUAAGCAACCACCGGCUGUCCCGUGGUGUUAUCCCGGGGUAGGAGCGAAAUAAUUAGAAGGAACGUCGGACCACGUCGUUUUCCCCGUCGUUAAAAUUGUAACGCGCCACUCUGUGCGCGAGGUAACGCAUUUACGAUCGAUAAUGAACGGCCUCUCCUCUCAGCUCGCGCUGAAAUUGAUCCGCGGCACCAUCAAACGAUAGAAUAAAUAAAUGACAAAAUCGAUAGUCAGGGAGGAAAGGGGAGGGGAGAGGGUUAGUUGUGUCCGCGCGGACGCACCAAAGAGAAUUGCAAUAUAUCUGUAACUGAGUUACCUCGCGAUGUGACGCGCAAUCUGAAUUUGCAUUAACGAGGUCCCAUCGUCCGGCUCCACAACAAACAUAUACCGAAGCGAAUUUGCGCGAGGAGAGUUAAAUCGCGCAAUUCGAAUUUUCACCAUCGAAUUUAUUUAUAUCCAACAGAAACGCCAAUUAGCUUUAUACUUUUCAAAAAUUUAGCUUAAAGCCAAAAACCACUCCCGACACUCCGAUUUCGAUAUAUUCCAUAAUUUUGAAAUAUGGGAUAUAAUGGGAUUUACUCGUUAUCGCCGUCCCCACUUAGGCGGCAGAGCAAUAAAUUCAACGAUACGUUCCGCUAGUGGAAGAAAAAUGUAUUUUGAACGUGUGAAGCCGGACAGGAAACUCCUUCUGUCUAUUGCAAUAUAACUUUAUCGACACGAGCCACUUUUUCCACCUUUCAUCUUCUCAACACUCUUUUCUCGUACUAUUGGAAGCUCGCAGAGUCCAUGUUAAUCCAAUUAAACGUGAUCUUAAAUCGUUGUUAGUGAUAAGGAAUGGGAAGGAGAUACAACGAUUAAACGAAAGAAACAAAUUCUACAGAGUGAGUUUGCUCUCCUAGUAUAAAGGGGACAAAAGAAUGAGAGAGAGAGAGAGAGAAAGGGAAAUAAUGAGAAAAUGAGAGUGAGACAAAAGAGAGAAAGAGAGGGAGAGAAAGAGAGUGAUAGAGAAAAAAAAAAGAGAAGAAACAGAAAAAAGUGCCUAUACGCCAGUAAAUUAUUGUUUAGCGUGUUUAACGCGUUUCAUACGAGUACGGUCAGUGUCAAUUACAGAUUUGAAGGAACUGAAGACAACGUUGAGACAAAAGCAAUAACACGGCUCCCUAAUAAAACGGCAAAUCAUCUCAGCUACGGUAACGCGAUUCUGAAUUAUUAUUAUUCUUGUUAUUGACGGCGGAAGAAAAAACCAAUAGCUGCUUGUCGAACGGCAUGAAAACAAAUUUAUCCAAGUAACGAGGGCGAUUUUCACACUUGUUUUCACAAUUAAACGAGAGUGAUGCGCUCGAUAAAGCUAUCCAUCUUCCAUCUUUCAGGCUGGAUCAAUUUCAAAUGAUUUUAGACGUAUAAUAAUAGAAAAAUCCAUACAACAAUAAUUAAGCACAGAUUUCUGACACUCUGUUUUGCAUAUUUACAUAAUUAAUGAGACUUUACGUAACUUAUCGUGUGAGACCGUAGAAAGGAUUUCUUUUAAUCGGAAAUAUCAUCGUGUUUCUCAUCACUUCGUUUUCUCACAUCUGCGCGUUUCACCGCUCGAUUGUGAAAGAAUAUAUUAAGAGAUUAAAUUCGCGCUAAAGAAAGGAGAAUUCGCGCAAGUGGGGGAUCCAGCACGCGCUUUCGACGAAAAUCGUCCUCGUUGCUUCGGCGAUAGCGAAUAAAAACGGCCGCGACACUUUCAGGAUAUAUGUGAUAUCAGGUGAACCUUUACCUUACCUAUAACGCAUAUAGAUAUUGAUAUUGUACGUAUUGUGAUAGUUAUCCGUAAAAGCCCAACAAAAGAAGAUUCGCCAGUCCGAGCGAUCCUACAACCCUCUCCGCGACCCCCCCCCCCCUCACCCCAACCCAAUUCCGAGUACGACUGAUAUUUACAGGAUAUUGUUCCAAUUGGAUGCUCCCAAAGAAGCCGGGGUAUUCAAAAGCAAUAACUUCGUAGACGGUCGCGCGUCCUUGAUGUGGCGCGCGACCGAUAUAAUAUUAAUUAUUAAUUAAAGAAAAAGAGAGAAAGGGAGAGAGAGAAAGGGAAUGCGAGCGAACGAGAGUGCGAGAUGGAGAGAAUGGGACCGAGAACAGAUCGACACAAAUUUUCAAUCCGCAAUAGUUUCAAGUCUACGGUGACGUAGCCGAUCACGAUUAUUUACGUACGCGCGCUUAAAACGGUCGGAUAUUUAGCGGAAACGUGCAAAAAGAAACGAGAAUAAUAAAAUAAUAUGUCGCGCAUAAAAAGCAGAUCGAUUAAACGCUUGUGAACGAUAAAGAAAACCUAGCGAGUCUAAGGAGCACACGAUUAGUAGGAAAUUAAAGAGAGUAUAGCAUUAAAAAUAGCGUGAAGGGCGUGUUACGAGCGUAGGAUCCUUUGAUUUCAUGAAAAAUGAUAAUGGAAACGAGAUGCAUAUACACAAAAAAAAAAGGGAUUUACAAUUUCGCCACAGAAACAUGCACGGAGGAGAAAGAAUAAGGGAAAGAAUCACAGGAAAAAGAAAAUGGAAGGAAAGCAAAAGAAAUGUGCGUAUAUGUGAAGGAAUGAGUGUCGUAUGCUGUGCGUAUGUGUGUGCACGCACAGGUAUUUUGUAGCUUUUACGUAUUAAUAAGAGUGCAGUACACAUGCAAAACAUAAAGUUAACUAUAUUUAUAUAGAAAUAUGUUGACGCGGUUAUUACCGACGAAAUUAUAUCGAAUUAAUUAAAUAGGGCAGAGUGAUUAAGUUAAUCACGAUUAAUCGCGUGCGCACGUAUGAGCAGAGAAGAGAGAGAAAGAGAGAGUGCGUACUUUAGCAGUUAUAUAGUGCGUUUGACAGUAAGUCGCAAAUUAAGAAUUACGACCAUUACGGUUAUCAUUAUAUACAGCAAUGAUAACGACGAACAAUAUUAUUAUUAUUAUUAUUAUUAUUAAUAGAGGAGAAGGUGAUAUUAUGGUCCUUAUAGGUAUUAUGACCAUUCGUAAUAUCUUCAUUAUUAGAAUUCUAAUAAUUACUUAAUAGAAUUCUUUAUUUAGUAAUCAUAUCUUGACAUUAAUAUACCAAUAACAAAUGGCAUUUAUUAUAAAAUAUUUUUAUUUUUGAGCAUUUUCAGGGAACUUUUUCAGGGUAUAUCGUAGCAUUGAAUUAUACAUAUUUCUUCAUUGAGUGUACAUUUAUGUGUUAUUUGAAGGCAUUAGACAUUUUAUAAUUUUGAGUUUAGAAUUGAUUGAAUAACAUAUUGACAAAUAAGAAUAUUCGGUUUUUAAUUUAAAAGAUUAAUUAUUAACGAAAUUGUUGUACAAAAUGUAAAUGAGGAGACCACAAUUUACCACCUUCUCCUCUCUAUUACCAGCCACACUAAACUCACUAUUAUGAUUACUUAUUAAUUAGUAAUGAGGAAAAACUACCAAUAAAAUAUACCUUGCAUGAUUAGUAGGGCUACUGCCGCCGAAGCAAUACAAAGAGCAAUAUAGAGUUAAAAACGAGCGUAAUUAACGGCGUAAAGGUACUAAAGGUAAAUUAUAUUAUACCGAUAAUGGAAAAAAAAAUUUGUAGAUGACACACACACACACACACACACACACACACACACACACACACCGUCUACACUUUACACGCAUGCAAACACCCGCGACGUAUGCUCACAUUUACGCAUACUUUUUACACACACAAGCAUACACGCUUCACAUACAUAAAACACACACACAGGCAUACACGUAUAAUGUACACGUAUACACACAGACAUUAUGUAUGGCCCUUAACUUAUUCUGACCGUAGUGCUAAUUGUACUUAGCAUUUACGUAGAUGACACUAAUUGCCUAGAUCGACCAGCCUGGCUGGCUAAUUAAUUAUUUGCCGAUCGAGACUACUUUCGACGGGAAUAACGUUGGCGCGUUUAGCACGUAGAGAGCGACGAUAAUAAACAUUCCAGACGAUUGUAUUUCGCCUCCGAGGUAGUGAUAUAGUUAUUGUAGAUUGCUAAUGUAUUUCACUCGGUGCCUGUGACAGCUGGGAUCGCUAUCUGUGCUUAUUAAGAACCUCGAGGUUCUUUUAAUUGAAACUAAAAGAGUUGCAGGGAAAAAAGGAUAAUCGACAUUUCGAGCACACUUGUAGGAAACUAUUGUAUUUACAUCAUGGUGACAUUUUCAUUAUUAACUAUUUCACUUAUUUAUUCGUCCAAUCGUUCGAAUCGCUCUCUCGAGCAAAACGGAAAAAUAUGACUUCAAAUAAACUUGGUUCACUCGUCUUUGAACGGACGACUUCGUUAACGGCAGAAUUCAGAAUUAAAUCAAGUCAAUAUUCAUUAAUAAAUAUACAAAAAUUAAUUACAUUUAUUGUGAUUAAAAAUUUGGUAAAGAGAUAUCUAAGACGCAAACAAAAACAUGUAAAAAUAUUAUAAUCCUAUAGAUUGUAGUUUUCGUGACCUCAAAUACAUGAUGGCGUCAUUUCGAUUCCUCGUCUAGCCGUAAUUUAAUUACGGCUGAAUGAAUGACAGCAAAUCGAUAAUAUCCAAUAGAAGUUAUUCUUUGACUGAUACUUCGAUAAUGUUGAAGAUUCGAAAUUAUUCAGUCCCUUCAAAGACAUAUUUUACAUUGCGCCGAAUUUUUAAUCGCACAUUCUGAAAUUAACAAAAGCGUCCUUCGAUCGAGAAUGCAAAUCAAGGUGGAUAUCGUUAAAACCUGAAUUAUUUGUGCCGUCGAAGUGUACUUAAGCUCCAUUGAAUCGGAAAUUUUGUUAACGCGAGAAACAACGAUAAUUAUGGCAAUAUUGACACGUGACGUUCAUUAGCAACGUUUUGCCCGAUGCUCAAAAACGUCAUCGAUUUGUAUCUCACAGUCAGCGUUAAACUCGCCCGUUUGAUUUCUCUCAUUUAUCUUGAGAAGAAUUUAUGUGAGAAGAACGCGCGUUACGUCGCAAGCAAUCACGUUCAACCCUAAUUGCGAGAUAUGGAUCGCGGGCAGUUAUCGUUACGCAUAUUACAGUCGCUCGAGAAAUCUAUAUUGUAUAUCUCGUCGAAGACCUUCGUCAAACGACCAAGCUGUUCAUGGGUACCAGCUGGAACACGUAGUAUUAGCAUGGUGUGAAAAUGAUAGUGACGCUAGAUGAAUUAGCUUUAAGCUUCUUUCUCGCUAAGAGAGAACCUAUUAUUGUAACGAAUAUUUACAUACAUUUGUAUUAUUUGUAAACUAGCGCUAAUACAAAACUCCAAUUGUGCAUCGACACGCGAAACAAGACCUAAAAAAAAAAAAUAAAUCCAUUCCCCUGUGGCCCUCCAUCUCCUCAUCCAUCUUCCCCUAUCUCUGUAAACCUGCCUCCUACCGUCUAGCUCGUGCUCUAGCGGGCGCACUUUUUUGUAAAACUAGUUUGAUUUCUUCGUUCUCAAAUCUGUAAUCUUGCUCUAUAACGUUUCGUCUAUAUAUCUCUCUGUAUAUCGGGCCUUUUCUCCAAUUGAAGGAAAAUGAAUAAAUAAAAAAAAAAAGGAGGAAGAGAGACGAGAACACACAAGACCUUACCUAUCCCGACAUGCUUCUCAUAGUGUUGGAUGGUAACGUUACAAGAGACAAAAG
Molecule: messenger RNA, 20928 nt
Organism: Monomorium pharaonis (pharaoh ant)
Lineage: Eukaryota; Metazoa; Arthropoda; Insecta; Hymenoptera; Formicidae
Gene: scrt
Product: proline-rich protein 36
Exons: 4
Coding region: 33-1943 (636 amino acids)
Biological process (GO): regulation of transcription by RNA polymerase II
Molecular function (GO): RNA polymerase II cis-regulatory region sequence-specific DNA binding; DNA-binding transcription factor activity
Source: RefSeq, a predicted model, not a curated record